Messenger RNA from Gordionus sp. m RMFG-2023, 924 nucleotides. Its product is annotated as NADH dehydrogenase [ubiquinone] 1 alpha subcomplex subunit 7-like. The record is from RefSeq and is a predicted model, not a curated record. Gene Ontology annotation, cellular component: mitochondrial inner membrane. Bases 55 to 426 code for a protein of 123 amino acids. The transcript is spliced from 4 exons. NCBI's taxonomy places the organism in Eukaryota, Metazoa, Nematomorpha, Gordioida, Chordodea, Parachordodidae. Gene Ontology annotation, biological process: mitochondrial electron transport, NADH to ubiquinone; ATP synthesis coupled electron transport.
CCAUCAAGAUAUAAGAAAUUUGUAUUCGCUUUAUUGUCUUAAAACAUUGAUAGAAUGGGGAAAGAGUCUCCAGCUGUUUAUUCAACUUUUAUAUUAAAUUUGAUCAAUUGGUUAAUUGGACGAAAAUUUAAUAACAACAUGAGAUAUACCAAAUAUGUUUCUUCAAGAUCUGAACCAGACCCUAACCUUCCCCCUGGCCCACAUGCAAAGUUAAGUGAAAAUUAUUAUUUUCAGCGUGAUGGAAGGAGAGAAAUUAAUCCGCCUGAAGAAAUCUUUCCAAUUAAGAAAAACUUAACUUAUUCAAACAAUAUAAGAUUACUUAAAGACAAAUAUUUAACUCAAUCAGAUGUGGGUUUAUUUUUGAAUAAACUGAAUCAACAAAUGGGUGAUAAAUCAACAUAUAUUUCAAUGCCAAAAACAAAAUGAUCUAAAUUUUUGAAAUGACCUUUACUUUAUAUAUAAUUAUGAGAAUCUACUGAAUUUAAAAUAUUAAAAACGUAUAACAUUCAUUCAUUAAAAGAUUUUGUCACUACAAUGAUAUUGUGUUAAAUUUCUUUACGAUUAUAUUAAUUUUUGUUAACAAAUACAUGAAAAUUUUUAAAUUACUCUGGAAUAGAUAUUAUUUAAGUUUUAUUAACUAACUUACCUCUUAUAAAAUAUUCCUUUAGAAAAAACAAAAGGAAAAUUUAUAGGGCUUUGCAGAUAUUGAAUAUCAGAUUGGGGAUGAUUGUGGAUAUAAAAAUCCCCGAAAAAUUGUUUUUAAGUGUUAAAACGCUAAAACACAUAAAACAUAAGAAAGCCGGUCACAAAUUCGAAGCGAUAAUCGAUAAUAUCAAUAUUUUUAUAAUUCAUCAUACUUAGCACAUACCAAUUUAUAAUUUUAAAAACAUUAAAUUUCGCAAGUUUGUUACCCACCUAAAAAUC